AUGGAAACAAGCAAUUUUUCCACUGAAAAACUUUUACGUAACUAUCUACGAACUCUUCAAAACAAUUUAGAUACUAGUACGAUAGAAUCCGUUAUAGAUUUUUUACAGGAACCUUUAGACUUUCUUGAAAAUGGAAAUUCAUGGCAUGGUCCAGCCACGAGUCCCGGAUCUCAAAAAUAUUUCAUUACAAAGCUCUACUCUAAGCAUUUAAAAUUUAUAAUAGAUAAUAUCAUAAUUAAUUGGUCUGAAACAUUAUUACGAAGACAAAAAGAUAUGCUUGUAAUGGAAUAUUUUGUUCCAAAAGGAACCAAAAAUUUACAGAAAAUAAAAAGAGCAAGCAUCUCACUGCAAGUUUUAGUAUCUUAUUUUUCUACUUCUUAUCAAUCACAGAAUGAUUUGAAGAUAUAUCAAAAACAUCAAACGUAUUUACCAACAAUAAUUCAAAAAUUCGUAUUUUCACUUUUGAAAAGCUAUUCUAUUCAAGAUUUUUUUGAUGCGAUUUUAAAGAAUGAAGAAGUCGAUAUAAGAGAAAGAUAUUCGGAAUGGAAAGAAUUUGUUGGAUUAAUUUGUUCAAUACCUGAAAGAUCCGCGAAUUUGAUGGCUUUUAAUCAAAAUUUAGGAUCCAGAGAAGAAAAGGAUGAGAUUCAAACUCUGGUAUUCGCAUGUAAUGAAUUAUUUUCCAAAAUAUGUAGAAUUGGACAUUCAAUUACUUACAAAGUACCAUUUUAUAUUAUCUACAAACCGAACACAGAAAUCCUAGCGCAAACAGUAUAUAAAAGUCUAUUAAUUAGAUUUCAUCAUUCUACAUCUUACAUAUAUUACAAGAUUUGGAAAACCAUGAUUUCAUCAUUCUCAUCACAUGUUGCUGAGUCAUUUCUUACAGCAUUUCUUCUUCACUCUCAAAGUCAAGAUCUUUCAAAGAUCACAAAUCCUGUAUCCACCGAAGAUAAAUCACGUUACCUAGUACGCAAAGUUGCUACACUACUAAGUUUAUUAAUCGGGAAAGAUAAUAACGAAUUUGUCUCUUACUUAAUCAAAUUCAAAUAUUUCGUUGGAGGAAAAAUUUUUCCUAUCAGCAUUGUCCGAGUUCUUUGUUGUUUCUUGAGUUGGGGUGGAUUUCAAGAUCGACCCGAUGAUAUGAUGCAAACGUUUACCGGUCAAAUAGAUAACCUUAGAUUAGGGCCUAAUGAUGACUUGACGCUAUUACUUAAAACGCUCAUAUCAUCCUGGUCUGAUCCUACGUUCAUUAAGCAUGCAUCGAGUUCCGUGCAAAUGUAUAUUACUAGUGCCAUUCUAAUAAUAUUUGGAUAUCUUCCAAAGUCUACUUUGAUAAAAGCCGCAAUUUUGAGGGAUAUCACACCUGGAAUCACUCGAUGGCUACAGAGCACAUCUGAAGAAGCGAGAAAGAUGGGAAUGGUUACUGCGGAAAUAUUCUCAAAAUUAACUGACGUAUUAGAAAACGUUUUGGACUUUGAGCUAAAUCCUGAAGACGAUGACGUGAAAUAUUUUAGACAAUUGGUGGAACUUAAGGAUGGAAUUGUAGACUUGCCUGAUUUUGAUUACGAAGAUAAGGUUGAAGCCGAUCUGAAUGGAGAGCAGAUUUCGGAAGAAUAUUCUAAUCAUGAAGAUAAUGUCAAUAAUGAAGACUUGGUCGAAAUCAAGGAUGUUAAAGAUGAUAAUGAAACGCGCGUUGUAGAUUCUGAUGAUGAAGACGAUUUUGUGCCUUAUCCAAUGGAAAAAGAAAGUGACGAUGAUGAGGAAGAAGAUGAAUCUAUACCACAAACAAAAAAGGAAAGAAUACUCACGCCAGUUUAUAUUAUAGAUUUAUUAACAUAUCUAAAAGCUUCAGAUGAUCCUGGUAAGUUGGAGGUAGCAAUGAAUGCUGCAAAAAACCUAAUUAGGCAGAAGACCGGCUUUGGAACAGAAUUAGCCAAGAUUCUUAUUGGAUUGCAAGAUAACUUUGAAUUGACAGGAUUUGAAGAAAAUAGACACGCAGCAAUGAUAGCUCUUAUAUGUGGAAGUCCGAAAAUUGCCGUACCAUUUAUUAUUCAACAAUUUUUCGAAAAAAAAUAUUCACUUGCGGAAAGAUAUAUGAUUUUAUCAACAUUAUCAACAGGUGCAAGAGAAUUGGCUGGAUUACAGAGCAUUGAAGAUAAAAAGGAAAAGGAAACCGCUAUAAUAGAUACAUUAUCCCAAGAAAUUAGUAAAUUAGAUCUCACUAACAUAAGAAGUUUAAAAGAAACAAGUAAUGAUAAAGUUCGCAGAUUUUCUCGUAAACCGUUGGUUGAAUCGGCUCGUACAACUUCUGUUAAUAGGUUUAAUGAAUUGGCGGCAAAGACUUUCUUUUUCCCGUUAACGGCUGGAUUUUGGAAUUUGACACGUGAUAGUGAUCUUGGUAAUUUUAUGAAGGAUCCAACAUUAAUACAAAGAUACGUAACUACGUUAGGAGUAUUUGUUCAAUGCUCUGUAAACACGAUUGCUCUUACACAAAUAACGCGCGAAUAUUGGGAUUUGAUACUUUCUUUGAGAUUUUUUGAUGAUCUUGCGGUAUUAACUUCAAUUUUAUUUGGAAUAAAUGUAAUACUUAAUACAAGUUCAGAAAGAGAGUUGGCAGAAUCAUAUGGGAAAGAAUUAAUUGAAACAAACCAAUGGGUUACAACUAUCUUUGAAAAUAAGAUGAAUGAACAAGCUCGGUCCAUGGCUGCGUGGGUUUUAGUUAAAAUCAAAGGAAUCGUUACAGAAUAUCAGAGAUUAUUAAUGGAAGAUUUGUUACCACUUACUUAA
Molecule: messenger RNA, 2784 nt
Organism: Funneliformis mosseae
Lineage: Eukaryota; Fungi; Glomeromycota; Glomeromycetes; Glomerales; Glomeraceae
Source: the annotation of a GenBank genome assembly